AUGGCAAGCACCGGCCCUGGUUCUGAAAAGAAUGUGGGGAGUCCGAUCGGAGAGAAAGCGAUCAGCCGACAGAGACUCCUGGCAGCCCUGACCGCGACAGAUGUGACAGUCCGUCGGCUAGAUCAGUUCCUCUCCACCACGGGCGGAGAGGAGCGAGCUCUCGCGCUGAUCAAUUAUGUCGCCGCUAUCCUCCACCACUUGAGCGCAUCGGCACCCUGGAUUGCGGCGCAAACGCGGUUAGGCCUCGUCGCCCGUGCUAAGGGCCGAUCCGCACCGUCUAAAACCCCAUCGGAGGCAUCGUUGCGGUGGAAAGCGCUCUCCUCCCUCGCGUCAGAAACACGAUAUACUCUCCGCCUCUUCGGCCUUAUCCCCCUUUGGGUUUGGGGCUCCGAGACGAUCAAGAACCCGCCCGCAGACCCCGUCCUCCAUGCGUUGACUCUCGGGCAGGUGAUUUCCAAUGUGGUUUACCAGUUCCUUGAAAACGCGGCGUACCUCGCUUCAAAAGGAAUUAUCUCAAAGCGGUUCAUUGAGAAAUAUGGCGGAGUCGCGAAGUGGGAUCUCUGGAGUAUUCGCGGGUGGUUCGGACACAUCUUCUUGCAGUUCUUCGUGCUGUGGCGCGAACGUGUGCUGCGGAACAGACGGUUGGCGGCGAAGAAGGCCGCUGGAGGAGCCAAGUCCCAGGAGCUUAGUGCUGAAGAGGCCGAGCAGCUUCGUCUGGAGAUCCGUAAUUGGAAGAAAAGCCUGGUGAACAAUGUCGUCUGGGCUCCUCUUUGCCUCCAUUGGUGUCUCGAAAAGGGAAUUGGGAUUCCUGAUAGUUUACAUGGCUUGAUCAGUCUCAUGGCUGGUGCUUGGGGGAUCGGCGAUCGCUGGGUCGCCACAGGGAGCGCGUAA
Messenger RNA from Penicillium chermesinum, 891 nucleotides. RefSeq lists its product as uncharacterized. The transcript is spliced from 2 exons. Gene Ontology annotation, biological process: peroxisome fission. Lineage: Eukaryota; Fungi; Ascomycota; Eurotiomycetes; Eurotiales; Aspergillaceae. Gene Ontology annotation, cellular component: peroxisomal membrane. The record is from RefSeq and is a predicted model, not a curated record. Bases 1 to 891 code for a protein of 296 amino acids.